Messenger RNA from Malaclemys terrapin pileata, 5917 nucleotides. It is a transcript of the gene CCN4, whose product is annotated as cellular communication network factor 4. Lineage: Eukaryota; Metazoa; Chordata; Testudines; Emydidae. Gene Ontology annotation, biological process: cell adhesion; signal transduction. Bases 167 to 1246 code for a protein of 359 amino acids. The record is from RefSeq and is a predicted model, not a curated record. Gene Ontology annotation, cellular component: extracellular region; extracellular matrix. The transcript has 5 exons. Gene Ontology annotation, molecular function: heparin binding; integrin binding.
AGAUCUGUCUUUAAUAAAAUCCCCGAAGAGCGAGGAGAAAAAUGCAGAUCUGCCUGACUCGCUAGUCUGCCAGUUGAGGAUUGCUCUGCGUUCCCAACGUGGGGUUUUUGUACAAAACGGCUCUAAAUCUGGGUUCAAUCAAUGUAUUUAAUCCUGGCUUCCAGUGAUGAGGUGGCUUCUGCCCUGGCUUCUAGCAGCAAGCAGCAUUUUGCAGGCUGUGUCCCAGGACUCCACCACCAUGCCCCCUGCUGUCACCGUCGUGACUGAGGGCUACACACGGACUCAGUACUGUAAGUGGCCAUGCGAGUGUCCCACAUGGCCACCUCGGUGCCCAGCAGGGGUCAGCCUGAUCACCGACGGCUGCGAGUGCUGCAAGGCGUGCGCCAAACAGAUUGGAGAGAACUGCACGGAGGCUGAUACCUGUGACUUCCAUAGGGGCUUGUACUGUGACUACAGUGGAGACAGACCUAGGUACGAAAUAGGAGUAUGUGCACAAAUUAUGGGCGUGGGCUGUGUCCUUAAUGGAAUCCGGUAUAAGAACGGUGAGACCUUCCAGCCCAAUUGCAAGUACAAUUGCACAUGCAUUAAUGGGGCUGUGGGCUGCCUGCCAUUGUGCACCAGCUCACGCCCCCCGCUCGUCUGGUGCCCAAACCCAAAGCAAAUUAAGAUAGCAGGCAAGUGCUGCGAGCAGUGGAUCUGUGAUGACUCAAAGAAGAUCAGGAAGACAUCUCCGCGACAUAUCUCCUCCGCAGCUUACGAAGGAGAGAAUGAAUCCUGGCAGAAAAACUGCAUCAUUCACACCUCACCCUGGAGCCUCUGCUCGAAAACCUGCGGGCUGGGGAUCUCGACGAGAAUUUCCAAUGACAACGACCAGUGCCGGCUCCUGAAAGAGAGUCGUCUCUGCAACUUGCGGCCCUGCGAGGUGGAUAUAACCAAACACAUUAAGCCUGGGAAGAAAUGCUUGGCCGUGUAUAGGGCAGAUGAACCAAUGAACUACACCAUAUCGGGCUGCGUGAGCAAAAGUACAUACAGGCCAAAAUACUGUGGUGUCUGCACAGACAACAGGUGCUGCUCUCCGUACAAGUCGAAGACUAUUGAAGUGAGGUUUGAGUGCCCAGAUGGAACUGGAUUUUUCCAGAAAAUCAUGUGGAUCAAUGCCUGCUUUUGCAACCUGAGUUGCAAGAACCCUAACGACAUCUUUGCUGACUUGGCACAUUACCACGAUUACUCUGAAAUAGCGAAUUAAAUUGCCCGAAUGCUGGGGUGAACCACUGCUCUGAUUUUACAGAGGUUUUAAAAUAAAGGAGAAUCUUCCAUCCAGUGCCAAUGUAACAUUUCUUUCUCAAAGUCAGGAUUAAGUUACCUUUGUUUAUCCUACUAUAUUUAGAGACUUUUAAACAGGCAGAAUUUUCCGCUAUAGCAGACUUCUGUCCAUUAAUGAGGGCCAGAGGUUCCCCUUCAUUGUUAGUGCCUGUGUGAUCAAAUGUAUCUAUUGAGCCACAUUGCUCAGAUGUCAUGAUUUAAAUGACCUGCCUGUUGGCAUUGGUGCACCAGGGAUGGUGAACAUGUUAAAAGAGCAUCAAAGACAUGCAUUGUGCCAGCAGUUUAAUGCCCAAAGGGGGCUUAUAGGCUAGGAGAAUUAGUACAUACUACACCUCUACCUCGAUAUAACGCGACCCGAUAUACCACAAAUUCAGAUAUAACGCAGUCAAGCAGUCUCCGGGGGGAGCGGGGCAGGGAGGGCGCACUCCAGUGGAUCAAAGGAAGUUCGAUAUAACGCGGUUUCACUAUAAUUCGGUAAGAUUUUUUGGCUCCCAAGGACAGCGUUAUAUCGAGGUAGAGGUGUUUUUCAGCAAUGGUGUAGCUACACUGUGGCUACCAACGGAUUAGGCUUGGGCCUAGACAAGAUUCAGGUAUUUGCCUUCUCUUAGCUGGAAAAUGGGUACUGAUUUUCCUUUUGUUACCAAGAGGCAAGGCUAAACUCUUCAAGGCCGGUUCUCAUUCACACGGAGGGCUCUUGGAGCAGCUGUGAGUAAAUGUAAUUUAUACCCACAUUACGCUUCCAGUCUAGUAUAAAAUCGGCAUAGCCUAUGGGAGAAUCUGGUUCAUCACCUUAUUAUCCACUCCACUAAUGAGUGUACAUGAAUGGAGUGGAAAAUGUUUUGACCCCAGCUUCACAGCUGCAUUGGCUGCUGCUUGCAAACUUAAAAUAAAAAUCUAUUUAAAAUUCUCCAAAAGUGGUGGAAAGCCCAAAUACUGGCGGAGAGAAGAAAAGGCCAGUCACUAACAUUCCAGGCAACAAUGUCCAUCACUGGCACAUGCUCUAGCCCUGACUUCCAGUCCCAAUACACCAGGGAUUUUAGAAGACUCUCGUAUAUUGCAGCAGAUCAUGUCUUUUGCAUUCGUUUGUCCACAGUCUCUCUGCAUCUGGCUAUAAAUGACCGUGUGAGAAUAGGCCAAGGUAGUUUAGCCAUAGGGGGAAAAAAAAUCUCAUCCUCAAUGCCAAAUCUGUAAAUCCUAGCCCUAGUGUCCAGUUGAUGCAAUUCCUAUGUAAAUAAUAUUUUAUAACUAGAACUAAAUUGCACUUAGGGAAAAAAAAACUGUGGACACAAAUUAAAAACUGGGAUGAAUAUUGCACUUAGAAAGACAUUCGGAGGAGAGACUUUUCUGGGACUCUCUAGAGCAUCUCAGUUCAAAGCAUAUCCCCGUAACUUCUCUCUUUCUCCUUCUCACUGCCCUGCUGCUAACCUUUUAUAACCUUUCUGCUGGGGAGGUGUCUCUAUUGCCUCAGACAGUUUUCGCCAUCUCCUUGUCCACAGCACCAUGACUACUAAAGCUAUCAGUCCCUACCCUCCCUGUGAUUCGAGUUCCUGAUAGCCUGUCUGUAUCUGAAGAGGUGACUUCCAAGGGCCAGAUUUUAAAAGAUAUUUAGGUGCCUAAUUCCCAAUGAAAUCAAUGGGAGCUAGGCAGCUAAAUACCUUUAAACAAAAUCUGGCCCCCAACCCACUGCAAAUCCCAGCCGGCGCUGCUGGGGCAGAUCCUUCAGCCAGAUUGAUGGAGCUAUACCAGGCUACACCAGCUGAGGCGCUGCUGUUGGCUUUUCACUGGGCUCAAUCCUGAUGCAGUUACUUUUACUUAACCCUUAUUCUGGAAAAACUCUCAGUGCCCCGCAAUAGGUGUUCUUCUGGGGCAACUGGUCCAUACAUUUGUAUCAGGAAGUGAGGAUUAGCCCCAAUCUCAGUUCUCCUUAGCAGUCAGUCAUUCCUCAAUGUAUAGACCCCGCUAUUAGUUCUUUCUGAGGCUUCACCGUGGCCUGGUCUACACUAGAAAAUUCUUGGCUUAACUAUGUCGCUCAGGGUUGUGAAAAAGCCACACCCCGGAGCGGUGUUAUGCUGACCUAACCCCCCAGUGUAGACAGCAUUAGGUUGACAAAAGAAUUUGUCCAUUCUUCCAGACUUCACCUGCCGGGGAGUUGGAUUCCCUCUGCCGAUGGGAUAACCCCUCCCAGCAGCGUAGGCAGUAUUUGUAGUAGUGCUGCUGUGGCAUUUCUAGUGUAGACAAGCUCCAGAAAACUAACCCGCUUGCACCUGAUUCCUGCCUGGGUGCACUAGCUGAGGAGCAGGUGCAAAGAGCCACACCACCCCGCCACCCCCCAUGAAACGUCCAGGGGCCAAGGAAUGUCAGAGUCCUAGAAGUCAGUGACUGCAAGGGCUGCUGUCCGGGGGAGCUGGGGGACAGGUGUGAGUUGUGCCAAUCAUCCUAAAUCAAUGCUCAUGAACCUUUGUACCACACCCACAGGAGCAUGCAUUUUUCCACUUAAAACUCCAUAAUGCACCAUAAAAGAUUUAUGGUGCUAUAACGCAAAGUGCCCAGAGCCAAGAAGUUGAGCCCUGAUCCAAAGGCCUCCACAGAGUGAAGAGGUUUGCGUCUAUGCUUCCAGGUCAUCUCUCGCACUAGCUGUACCUGAGCUAUGAAGUGGAGAUCAGGAGCUAAACUUUCCCAAAGUCCGAGAGAGUUUGAAUCCAGUGUUCUGAUUCAGGCUAAUCUGUAAACCCAUGUACGUAACACUGGGCACUUGUUUGUGGAUAUACACACACACCUAUGUAGUGCGCCAUAACGUAUUUUGCUAGACACUUACAAUGACAAAAAGAGGACCAGGCAAAAGGAUCAAAGGAUAUAACAUAACCAGAAUCAUGCUCCAGGGUGCAUUUGUUUAUCUUUUUUUUCAUGUUGUGAUUAGCUAAACAUUAGAGAUGCCAGAAUGAACUGUUGGCUGUGGAUGGGACGCACUGUUUACAUCAAUGGCUGAAAGAUGCGAUUGUGAACUGAUACACGCCCAUCAUCUCCAGGAUAUGGCUGUUCCCAAGCGAAGUGAAUGCCUAUCAGCCACAGAGCUUUUGUCAAGACAAUUCUGUGUUUCAUUUGUACCAGAACUCCAACUGAGAGAAUAACAGUGGACGCAGGUAACCUCCAGUUGUGGUUUGAGAUGGAGACCUUCUCCGAAUAUACUUUCGAGAGAAAGAUUAACCUUGUGGUGUAAGACUGAGGACAUCUGGGUUCACUUCCUGCCUCUGCCACAAGCUUCCUGUGACCUUUGACAAGUCACUUAAUCACUCUGUGCCUCAAUUGCCCCAUCUGUGAAAUAGGCACAAGAAGAAUCUUAUUCUCUAUGCUUUGGCUGCCUAGUUAAUUUAGACUGUAAGCUCUUUGAGGCAGGACUGUCUCUUGCUAUCUGUUUAUACAGUGCCCUAGCACAAUGGGAUGCUGAUCUCAGUUGGGACCUUAAGGUGUUACAGUAAUACAAAUAGCACAAUAAUAAUGCUAGGGAGGAAAUACCAAUCUCUGAGCUGGUGCUAGAAUUCUUUUGGUGCUAUGUUCUACAGCAAAGAUAAAGCUAAAAUACUCUGUGCUGGGGGAGGGCAAAGACAAGGCCCUUUGGCCCAAACCCUGUUCACUCCAUGCACAUAAUCCCAGGGAUAUUCAUGUACUUGUAUGAGGAGAGGUGUGUGUGGAAUUUGAGGGUCUGUUCCUGCUGCCAUCAGCAGCAAACCUCCAGUUGGCUUUGAGAUCAGUAAAUCGUGAUGUCUUGCCCUCUGUGGGCGCUUUACCUCUGUAAGGACUGAAGGCACAAGCCUCAGUGGUUUGGAUCCAUUUAAAGCAAUAAGUACAUCUGAUGCAAAAAUAAAAGUACCCAAUAUAUAACUUAAACGAGGUGCCUUUGCACUGAGUCAAUUAUAACUUAAAACACUGAGAAAUGUAUAUGAAAUUGUAACCCCUGCUUGAAGGAAGUGGCGCUCUGUCCCCCUCUAGUGGUGGCUAAGCCACCUAGAGAUUCAUGAGCCUGCUACAGCCUUGGAUAAUAGACAUUUGUCGUUUAGCUCCAGAGGUCCCAGGUUUGAUCCUUGCUGUUGAAGCCCCUGUAUGGGUCUUCUGUGUUACAUAAUUAAAAUGCAAGCACAUUGCAUUCUGUUCGUCACUGUCAGUAACAUGAUCACUAGCAUUGUAUUGUAUAUAGGCAGUGUGGGAAGUUACAGCACUCAAAUACUAUGCAAUAUUUUAAAUUAAGCCACUGAUUCCCCACCCCUUGCGUUUUGUUUUGUUUUGUUUUGGAAGACCAAAAAGUGCCAGGUACUUUAAGAGCAGCGUAUUAAAAUGAUGGGAAUAGAAUGCUCAGUAUUACAAAUUAAAUCCAAGCACAGCCUUGUUCAUUCAUAUCAUUUCAAACUGUGAUUUCGUUAUGUAUGUAACUGCCAGAGCUGUAUUUGUAAGUAUCAUUUUCUGUGGUAUUUAGAAAUUUGUUGGGAAGGUGCAAUUGGUUGGGGUCAAGAAGCCUUUGAGUUAUGCUAGCUUUAUAACAAAUGUAAAUGUAGGAUUUGGCUGUACAAGGGUUCCCGGCAGAAAUGCUACAGCUACACUU